AUGGGAACAACAGAAGAUCUCAUCAGAUUUGAUAUUUUGCCUACUCAGCCCUUAUCCGUAAUGCCUGAAAUAUGUCUGUAUCACGAGAGAGAGCUAGAAGUAUUGGAAAUCAGAUUAGCAGCCUUACUCAUGUGUAUUAUUUGGGAGCAAGGAUACAGACACUUAUCUCAGCAGAAAGACCUGUCUUUUGGAAAUACUAUAUUACUUUCUUAUCUUAUAGAAUCUUGA
Molecule: messenger RNA, 228 nt
Organism: Acaulospora morrowiae
Lineage: Eukaryota; Fungi; Glomeromycota; Glomeromycetes; Diversisporales; Acaulosporaceae
Source: the annotation of a GenBank genome assembly